UCCUUCCUUGCUUCUUUAGAAGAAAUCUAGAUUCUUUUUUCUCUGAAUUUUUUGAGAGUAGAGACAUGGUUCUGAGUGGGAAAGUGGAGACUGAAGUAGAGAUUCAAGCACCUGCAGCUAAGUUCUACCACGUCUUUAGAAAGCAAAUUCAUCAUGUUCCUAACAUGUCUACAGAAAGAGUACAUGGAGCUAAAGUGCAUGAAGGUGACUGGGAAAAUAUUGGUUCAGUCAAACACUGGGACUUUACCAUAGAAGGUAGAAAAACAAGUGCUAAGGAGAAAAUUGAAGCUAUAGAUGAUGAUAACAAGAUAAUAUCAUACAGCCUCUUUGAUGGGGAAAUCAGUGAAGGUUACAAGAGUUUAAGGGGCACAUUACAAGUGAUUAAUAAGGAAAAUGGAGGAAUUGUGAAAUGGACCUUCGAAUAUGAAAAGCUGCAGGAGAAUAUCACUGCUGCAUCUCCUGAUUCUUUUUUGGACUUUGCUGCUAAGGUCACUAAAGAUAUUGAUGAUCAUCUUGUCAAGGCAUAGCAAGAAAAAAAAAGAGUGUGUGAUUGGUGAUGAAGUGGGUUUGGCUAGAGUUUUAAUCCUUAUUAUCUAAAUAAAAGCAUCAUUUAGUAAACUUUGGAAUGCCGGAUGUGUAAUAAUGAUAUAUAUGCUUCUUAGUGUUCCUUGUUUGUGAUAGAAUGCAUGGAUAUGAUGUUUGUUCGUUAUAUUGCACUACUAUAUAUAUGCAUGUCAACUGAAUGCUUGUAUAUAGCUCAUUUGUGUAGUUUUUUGGGUUUUGAUGGGUGUCCUUUGUAAAAUAUGCCUGUUUUAAAUAUAAAUACAAGAAAAUGAAUAAUUGAGUAA
This is a messenger RNA of Glycine soja, 848 nucleotides long. RefSeq names its product MLP-like protein 43. The transcript is spliced from 2 exons. The record is from RefSeq and is a predicted model, not a curated record. The coding region runs from base 66 to 527 and encodes 153 amino acids. Gene Ontology annotation, biological process: defense response. NCBI's taxonomy places the organism in Eukaryota, Viridiplantae, Streptophyta, Magnoliopsida, Fabales, Fabaceae.